AUGUAUUCUAUCCUCUCGUUCUCAUGUCCUCCAGGUCUGCCAGCAGAUACUCUGCAGGGCCACAGGGAUCGCUUCCAGGAGCAGUUUAAGAAGCUGAAGAGUCUGUUCUAUCGCUCCAGUAACCUGCAGUAUUUCAAGAGACUGAUUCAGAUCCCACAGCUUCCUGAGAAUCCGCCAAACUUCCUGCGGGCGUCAGCCCUCUCCGAGCACAUCAGUCCAGUGGUGGUGAUUCCGGUGGAGUCUUCGUCCCCUGAGAGUGAACAUGUAGUAGAGACAGAAGACCUGGUGGACACGGACAUCCCACCUUUACCGAGUACUGUAGACCGAAAAUUCGACGACCUCUUCGGCACCUCGGCCGCUACAGACCCAUUCAACUUCAACAGUCAGAACGGCAUGCGCAAAGAUGAGAAAGACCGUUUGAUUGAGCAGCUCACAGCGGAGCUACAGGCCUUGAAAGAGGAGCUGGAGUCCUUCAGAUUGGAGAGUGGCCGUCUUUGUCAAGCUCUACGGGGGCGUGUAAACGAGCUGGAGGCGGAGCUUGCGGAGCAGACUCACCUGAAGCAGCAGGCGUUGGGUGAGAGCGAGUUCCUGAGGGUGGAGCUAGACGACCUGCGCAGGGUCAAAGAAGACACCGAGAAAGAGCAGCGCAGCCUGAGCGAAAUCGAGAGAAAAGCACAAGCUAAUGAGCAACGCUACACCAAGUUAAAGGAGAAAUACACAGAGCUGGUCCAGAGCCACGCUGACCUGCUGAGGAAGAAUGCCGAGGUGACGCGUCAGAUGACGGUGGCCCGUGCCGCCCAGGACGAGGUGGAGAAUGUGAAAAAAGAGAUGCAGGACAGAUUGAAAGCCGCUCGGGAUGCUACCAGUCAGCAGGAGAAGGCUCAGUUAGAGCAGCUUCAAGCUCUACAAGCCGAGCUCAUGUCCAGCAGAUCUGAACUAGAGACCCUGAAGAGUACCGUCACCUCCUCCCAACAGUCGAACGAGCAGCUCGGUACUCAGCUGUCUGCUCUAGAGAGUGAGAAGGCGGGGCUUAUGGAGACGGUAUCUCAGAAGGAGGCGGAGCUGGCCAGUUUGGGGGUGGAGUUAGAGCGUGUGCAGAGCAGUCUGACCAAUGAGAGGGAGAGUGGUGUGAAAGCUGCUGAGGCCCUGCAGAACCAACUCAAUGAGAAGGAGAGUCGUGAGCAGUCUCUGGAGAGUGAGUUGGUCUCUCUGCGCUGGGCGGCUCUGCGAGCAGCUCUGGAGGAGGCGGGAAGGAUCGUACAGGACUGCCUGAAUCAGCUAGAGGACCCCGCACACAUAAGCUGCACCAGUUCAGCCGAUUACCUGGUGUCCAGGUGCCAGGUGGCUCUGGACUGCGUGGAGAGGCUGCAGUCGGCCACAGUCGGCUUUAUAUCAGAUAACACAGAUGUGUCUGGACUGGUGCGGGCGGUGACUCAGUUUGCUCACCUGCUGGGCGAUGUCAUCGUGCAGGGCAGCGCCACCUCCCACAUGGUGCCGGUGGAGCAAGCUGACGCAUUGGCAGACAACGUGAAGGCGUGUGGCGCGGAGGCCUUGGCGUUGCUCUGCCAGCUCAAGGAGCAGAAGUCUAUGGGGACGGCAGACUGCAGCCGGCUGAGGGCGGCACUAGAUAACGUGAUGGCCUUGGGCGAGAAGUUGCGUCCUCGGGGCCUGGAGCUGCAGCAAGGAGAGCUGGGAGAUCUGGUGGAGCAGGAGAUGGCAGCCACAUCGGCAGCUGUGGAGUCAGCUGCCGCCAGGAUUGAGGAAAUGCUCAAUAAGUCCAGGGCGGUUGACACUGGAAUCAAAAUGGAAGUCAAUGAAAGGAUCUUGGCGUCCUGUACAGAUCUCAUGCAGGCCAUCAAAGUGCUGGUGCUGUCCUCCAAAGACCUGCAGAGGGACAUCGUGGAGAGCGGCAGGGGGGCCGCAUCUAUGAAGGAGUUCUACGCUAAGAAUUCCCGAUGGACAGAAGGUCUCAUUUCCGCCUCCAAGGCUGUGGGUUGGGGCGCAACCAUGUUGGUUGAUGCAGCUGAUCAGGUGGUGCAAGGCACGGGCAAGUUUGAGGAGCUGAUGGUGUGUUCACAUGAGAUCGCCGCCAGCACGGCUCAGCUGGUCGCAGCAUCUAAGGUAAAAGCAGACAAGGACAGUCCAAACCUUUCCCGUCUUCGGCAGGCCUCCAAAGGGGUCACCCAGGCCACCGCGGGAGUCGUGGCAUCAACCAAGUCUGGCAAGUCUCAGAUCGAGGACACAGAAACUAUGGACUUUUCCGCAAUGACACUCACUCAGAUCAAGAGGCAAGAGAUGGACGCACAGGUGCUGGUGCUGGAGCUGGAGACCCGACUGCAGAAAGAGAGGGAGCGUCUGGGUGAACUGAGGAAGAAGCAUUACGAGCUCGCUGGCGUCGCAGAGGGCUGGGGAGGGGAGGAAGAGGGAACGGGUUGAGACUCAUCGUGUUCUGUGCAGCAGCCUUACAGACGGGGUGCUUGACAUCUUUAUAUACACACUAUCUUUCCCUUCUCACUUUUUUAUUGUACUUUUUAACUCUUUUGAUUUCUUUAUGUACAUUAAAGCCAAAUAAAAGGUGCUUUUUUUCUAACUUGCUCCCUCCCCGGCCUGUGGAGGCUGGAGACUUGAGGAGUGUAAUGGUAUUGUGCGACGAAUGGGGAGGGAGAGGAAGGAAGGAAGUGGAUGGGACACAGAGGGAAGUGCAGGCUCGCUGAACUGUCUGAGUAAUUCAUGUCCUCUUCCUCCUCAUACGGAAUGGAGAAUCUUUCCCAUCCCCGACCAUUUAGAACAAUCCCGUCUCUCCGUGAAACAUCCCAUGAUGCAUUGCACAAGGGUGAGUCGCCCCAUUUUGCAGGAUAUGACACUGUGCUGUGAUUCUUCCGGACUCAACUUUUACAAACCGCAGCAGUGUGUGACUUCCACCUCUCAAACACAUUCCUUAAUGUCGCGUAGGAUUGCCCUCGUAUGGGUCCGUCCUUCUCUAGUCCCCUAGCAGUGGUCACUGGACUAAAAAGAGUGCUUUGGACAUAAUAGCUGAUGACCUACUGUGGACUAACACCUGAAAACACUAGCAAACUCAAUCGAGACUCACUUUUUUUGUAUUUAGUUUUUUUUUUUUAUGUUAAGCUUUACUUCGAUUAUGUUCCCGAGGCAUUCACUUUAUAAGAAACCCUAAAUAGAUUUAAUCCACUGGCUUUUUACUGUUCCACCAUGUUGACUUAUAGGGACAAACUGCUAAAUAGCUCAUCUAACGUAUGAUAUUUCAACAAAACUGUGUCCUGAUGCGUUUCACCAGUUUCAAGUCCAUGACUGAAUAUAUGAACUGACUUGUUUUUGUGAGACCUCACGUCGGGCUGGAGCUCAUUGUUUUUGUUUUAAUAGCUCUAUUUAGGUCUUAGUUAGUUCAGCACAAAUAGAUAUGGCACCAUAUUGUAUUAGUAAUGGUCC
Molecule: messenger RNA, 3447 nt
Organism: Sinocyclocheilus rhinocerous
Lineage: Eukaryota; Metazoa; Chordata; Actinopteri; Cypriniformes; Cyprinidae
Product: huntingtin-interacting protein 1-like
Exons: 24
Coding region: 1-2436 (811 amino acids)
Biological process (GO): actin filament organization; clathrin coat assembly; endocytosis
Cellular component (GO): cortical actin cytoskeleton; clathrin-coated vesicle; presynapse
Molecular function (GO): actin filament binding; clathrin light chain binding; phosphatidylinositol-3,5-bisphosphate binding
Source: RefSeq, a predicted model, not a curated record